This is a messenger RNA of Strongylocentrotus purpuratus (purple sea urchin), 3921 nucleotides long. RefSeq lists its product as uncharacterized. NCBI's taxonomy places the organism in Eukaryota, Metazoa, Echinodermata, Echinoidea, Camarodonta, Strongylocentrotidae. The transcript is spliced from 5 exons. The coding region runs from base 46 to 591 and encodes 181 amino acids. The record is from RefSeq and is a predicted model, not a curated record.
CUGGAUGUGGAGGCUAGAGAACGUGGACCAACUAUAUCACAUGAUAUGGCGGAGAUUAUAUGCUCUGCUCCCUCUCUACAGCGUGUAAGACUAUUCAAUGGAUCCUUCCACAGUAACUUCUAUGUACUUCUUGCUAAAAAAGGAAACAAGUCCAAGGUCCAAACUCUCAUGCUAUUGAGUCUUCAGUGUCCAACAUCCGCCUCUUCAAUUAACCUAGCAGAAGCUUUGUGUUCCAUGCCAAAGCUGACUGACCUGACACUAUAUGGAAAGGGUUUCCAGGAGGAGUUCUUUGCUACACUGAAUGCAAAGGCCUUACAGGUCCAAACUCUUAGGCUAUGGAAUGUUCAGUGUCCAACAUCCGCCUCUUCAAUUAACCUAGUUGAAGCUUUGUGUUCCAUGCCUAACCUGACUGACCUGGAACUACAAGGAAAGGAUUUCCAGGAGGAGUUCUUUGCUACACUGAAUGCAAAGGCCUUACAGGGUUCUUUUCCUCAAAUCAGCAAGGGAAAUUUCAGGUUUAAUAGUGUUCCCAAAGCGGAUAUCGAUUCAUUCCUGCAGGCGCUCAAUGACUAUCGAUCGUGGUCAUCAUAAUAUCUUCAAGAUGCUAGUGACUUCUCAGACGAGGAGGAUGAGCCAUCACCCAUGGUCAGUGUACAACCAUCCAGAUCACACAGCAGGAUUAGGUGCUGCUCGAUCAUAUAGAACUAUCUCCAAGACAGUUGUACGACACUUGCUCCUGCAACAAUUGUUCUGCUUGGGUUUCCUCCACUAUCUUCUGACUUCAGCCUCAGACCUUACACUGUACUUUAUAGGUAAUGUGAAAUGAUAUAACACUAGUAUUGAAACACCACAUUCAAUGUAUUUCAGAGAUAUGCUGAUCAUACAUUUAAUGAGUAUUUAUUUUGGAGGCGGCGCGUAUGCCUCUGCUUAUCACCACAUAGCAACGUUAUAUUCAUACACAUUAGAUAUAUCGUAUUAUGAACAUAAUCAUAACCCUAAACAUUAUUGUCUUAACUGAAAAUGAAGUGAAACCCUAACCCUAUAUAUUUCAUGAAGUAAAGCCUGGAUCAUGGGUUCCAAUGUUGAUCCUCCAUCACAACUUUUGUGACAAGCAUUUUUUCCAAUCCACAGGGUUCCUUGAUAAUAAUAGCAAACAUUCAUGUAAAAACACACAACGAUUCUACAAUCAUGCAGAGUUUCAUAGUGACAUCACUUGGUCAAACUAUAAUCCAAGAAAAGCUUAUACCUAAGCAAAAAUAAAUUAUAUACUGCUAUCGAAUUGUUAAAUUGUGUUAUAUGACUGACGAUGACUUGAAACAUAACUCGAUAAAUAACAGUUGAUGAAAUAAAAACCAAAAGCAAAGUUCUUCAUUGAUUUCUUUUCUAUUAGAUUUUUUUUUUAGCAACCUAACAUCUAUAAUCAUGCAGAAUUUCCUAUUGACAUCACUUAGUUAAACUAAAAUACAAGGGAAAGGUUAUACCUGAGCAAAAAUCAAUCAUUCAAUUAGUUUAUCUGUUAAGAGUUGUUCUAGCAAUACAUUUUUCAAUUUCAUUUUAUUUCUGACAUAUUGUCAAACAACGGUAAACCUUUUUUUAUCCCACUUGGCUGAAAAGCAAUUCUUUUCUUACCACUGUGACGAGCAUCUGGUCAACUAUUAGUGUUACUUAGUAUUCCACGAUGUAACGCCCGAUCCUUAGCAAUCAGAUAAAACUAGCUGUGAAGGAUGACUUAAUGAACACAAAGGCAGAUUUAGACAUUUGAAAUCUGGGCCCUGUUUCAUGGAUCUUGUUAUCAAUAACAAGUUGCAAUAACUAUUAUAAGCUACAGAAAUCGUUUCAUUUGAUUGGCUGAGAGCAAAGUGUUCAUAGAAAUGUGACACUUAUUAUUGAUAACAAGUUUUAUGAAACAGGGCCCAGGGUUAAUAUGAGCUAGUUUGUCUGGAAGUGGGAUGCCAAUACAUAGGCACUUUUGCUUUAAAAGUUGCAAUGUCAAACACAACUCAGGAAGUAAACGCAAUUACGAAAUAUGCGCUCCUGAUUGGUUGAAGAUGCAAUUUUAAUUUCAACUUUUUAUAGAAGAGUCCCCAGAAUGCAAUAUUGACUAUGAGGUUGUUUUGUAUUGUGAUUGUUAGUUUAUUAAGUAUCUACAUUACCAUGUUGAACUUAAUUGUAUGCAUUCUGUUCAGGUUCACACGAGUUGAGUAUACACAGUUGGGCUACGAAAGUUUACAUGCACCUUGAAUAAACUCAUUUUACUCGAAUUUUCUCAACUGCACUCAUUCCCAUUAGGAGCCACUCGUCUUAGAGUGAUUAGUAAUGUAUAUACUAUAUUAAACAGAGACCAUAUAUUUGUCUAUCUUCCUGAAAUGAAAAGUUGGCAGUAAUCAGUGACCUAACUGUACAUUAUGUGUAUAUUUACAAUUUAGAGAUUAUUCCAGUACUUGAUAGUGUUUUUGUUUUUUCUUUGUCUUCUUCCAUUUUAACUAUCAGUAGAUGUGUGCAAAGUUGUAUGUGCCUUAUGCUUUGUUUAUACUAUAAACAGAGACAAUAUUUUUCUAUCUUCCUGAAGUGAAAAGUUGGCAGGAAUGAGUGAAAUUGUGAUAAUGUAUAUCAGGCUCAACUGUACAUGUAUGUAUAUCUUCAAUUCAGGGAUUAUUCCAGUACUUGAUAAUAUUGUGGUUUUUUAAUCAUCUUCUUCCAUUUUAACUAUCAGUAGAUGUGUAUCAAGUUUAAUGUGCCUUAUGCUUUGUAUAUACUAUAAAUAGAGACAAUAUUUUUCUAUAUUUCUGAAGUGAAAAGUUGACAGGAAUGAGUGAAGUUGUGAUAAUUAUGAGCUAUGUGCUAUUAUCUCUGAAUUCGGGUUUGCUCGUACUGUGGGUUGGGAUUCCUUCUCUGCCCCUGUCUCAUUCCUUCCCACCUCUUCCUCUCUCUCUCUCUCUCUUUUUUUCUCUCUCAAAUAUCUUCCUCUUCCUCUCUCUCUCUCUAUCUUUGUCUCUCGUUAUUUCUCAAUGUCUCUGUCUCUCUCUCUGUCCCUUUCUCUCUCUCUCUCUCUCUCUCUCUCUUUGUCCCUCUCACUCUCUCUCUUUCUAUGUCUCUCCGACUUAGGAUGAGUUUCUGGGGUGGGGGUGCAGGGAUCGGGGUAUUGUGUACGGUACUAACGUUAUGUUGACAAUCUUUGGGUCUCUUUACUUGGUAUAUUUGUGCAUUGUGUCGAUGUCAUGUUAUGUUUUUCCAAUUUCUCACCGAUUUUUAAUGUAAUUAUAUCCUAUUUCAAUGUCAUGCUUUUGAUGUCUUUUUAUGCAUGAUUUUAAUGUAAACGCAAUAUGUAAAAUCCCACAAUGAAUUUCCAUGUCAUUAUUGGAAGAAAUAAAGUUGAAUUGAAUUGAAUAAAUUAAUGUAUAUCAGGCCCAGCUCUACAUGUAUGUACAUCUACAAUUCAAGGAUUAUUCCAGUACUAAAUAGUGUUGUUAUUUUGUUUCUUCUUCCAUUUAAACACCAGGAUUCUGAGUAGAUAUGUACCAAAUUUGUGUGCCUUAUGUUGAAGGCCUGCAUGUAUGAACAAAGUGGUCAUGUGAUUUGAUAUUAUUCUGAUGCCAAGAGCUUCUUGUAUAUAGAAGGGAAAUAUGCAUUGAAUUCCUGAACUCUGUGACAUGUUGAAAACGUCAAAAUCACAAUUUUUAAUACAAACUGGCAUACCAGUCUGUGAUUACUGUACUUUCUAUCAGUGUAUAAAUCAAUAUUCUUUGAAGGUACAUGAUUUUUGUGAGGAAAAUGUAGCAAUAAAAGAACAUUUCCAAUUUCAAGUAGAAAUUCUGAUCACUUUAGUCUGAAUCAGAGGAUCUUAUAUUAUUUAAUGUUUUUUAUGAUAUGCAAUGAACACCAAAUGAACUGAAAUUGAAUUUUUCAUAACAGUUGAAAUAU